Paramecium sonneborni is the source of this 3218-nucleotide messenger RNA. The record is from the annotation of a GenBank genome assembly. Lineage: Eukaryota; Ciliophora; Oligohymenophorea; Peniculida; Parameciidae.
AUGAGUUUAGUGAAAUCGUUUGAAUUGGCUCUUAAACAAAAUGAUGUUCUAUCUAAAGUGUUACCUAUAUUGAAAUUCAUCAAUCAGACUAUUCCUUUUCCAUAAAAACAUUCUUUGAUUCAUGAACCUAGAGUAAUUAGAUAUUUGUUAUAAUUGCAUUGUCAAAUACCAGAUACAAUAGAUAUGAUAUUAAUUUCAUUACUAAAUAUAUUCAAACAUUCCAAAGAAUGGGUUGAUGGUUGUUUUAAAGCAAUAGAAGAAUAUGCUUAACUUCCAAACUAGGGAGAUGGAAAAUACAUCGCUCUUGAAUUUUUAGAAACUGUUUUAACAGAAAUCUCCGAAUUAGAGUAAUCAAAUUAACAAUUAACAUUAGUUUUGACAUUGAUGAUAAAUGUUAUGCUUUUAUUAUAUUGCUUUAACAUGCAGAAAAUGAAAAAUUGGUAAGAGCUAUAAUGAAAAAAGUAGGAUAAAUCUAAUAAUAAUUAGGUAGUAGGUUGAAAUCUGCAAAUCAACUAAAUUAACUAAUUGAAGAAAGUAAAUAAUAAAUUUGAUUAAAGAAUAGCUGUAUUAAAAUUAUAUCAAGAAGAGGUUUAAAAGAAUACAGAUGAUAAUCAUUAUUAAAAUGUAGCCAUUGAAUUAUAAGAAAAAGGAAAUUAAACAAGAAAAGGUUCAAAACCAAAAAUGUCAUUAAUGGCUAUGAAUAUUCUAUAAUCUUAAGCUUUAUCUUCAAAGGUUCCUUCGAAGUAAUAAAUCAAUAAUAAUCAUUUAAAUAAUAGCAAUUCUUAAGAUUCAAUCAAAGGAAAUGAAAUAAAUUUGGAUGAAAUUUUAAUUUAAAAUAAACCUAGAAUUGAUUCAGAUUAAAGUGAGUAUUUAGCUGAUAUUGAUGCAUUAUAAAAUCUAUUUGCCUAUAUUACAAAUCCAAUAGCAACAGAACCAGGAUUAAUAUUUGCAACAGAUUCAUUAGCUAAUGAUAUUUAAUAAUAUUGUGAAGAUAAUUAUUAUAAAUAACAUGUUAUUAAACCUGAUAAAUUAACAACUCUAAGAUCAUAUAAAGCUAUGUUAUUUUUAACUGAUUAUCAUAAUCAUUAAUUGAUUAUGCAAAUUAAUCAACAUACUAUGUAAAUUGCUUGUAAUUAAUUAAAUCUAUUUUAGUUCGAAGCAUCUCUGGAUUUUUUUAAAAUAGUUAAUCAAAUGGUAAUCUCAAUCAUAUUAUUGGUCUUCUCCAAUUUUAUUUAAAGUUCGAGAUGAAAGAAACUGUUUACAAUUUUCUUUAUUUUCAAUUCCAUCAUCAAUUUUUAGAUUAUCUUUGUAUUAUCAAUAUUUAUUUAAUUAGAUAAUCCUCAUUAUAUUGAUUUUCUUAUGCGUUUUUUGGAUCCUAACUAUUCCAAAAUUCCAUAAGAUUUAAGGAAUUAUAUUUGGUAGUUCUUAAAUCGUUAAGGUUUUAUAACACUUUUGGUUAGUAAAAUUAUUAAUAAAGAAAAAGAAGGAGUCUAUCAUAAAAGAAAAGAUAUUACAAAAGAAGCAUAUUAAUUCUUAAAAAAUAUUAAUGAUUAUAAAUUACAAAUAAUACAAGAUGAUGAUUAAGCUGCAAUUACUUAUUCUAUUAGCAGUAAUAUUGAUCAAUAUUUGGGUCCUUUAAUUCCAGGCAAAACUUUAAUUUAAAAUAAACAACUUUUAGAGAGAAAAAUGCUUUUAAGUUAAAAUUUAAGAAGAGGAACAGACUUAUUAAACUUAUCAAGAUAAAUAAAUAAAGUUAUUAUUUAAGAAUAUAUUGAUUUAUCUGAAUUAAAUUAAUAAGGCAAAGAUAUUGAUAGAUUAUAAGAUGUAGUUCAAUUUUAUAAGGAAAUUAGUACUCCUGCUGAUACUCCUACAUUAUUCAGUGUAUAUAGAUAAGCCUCAGAAGGAGUUAAACAUAUUUAAUUUGAAUAAAGAUCAUAAAGAUCCUAAGCUACAGAACCUCCUUUAAAUCUCAUCUAAAUGGCUAAUUCUAUUAAGCUUCCAUCUUUAAACAUAUAACCUACAACUAUUAUAACAGAUUUAACAACUUCGAAAAAUACUUAAAGAAAAUAAAAAUCUAUGACAUUUUCUGAAAAUAAUCUUGUUUAAACAAUUAGUAAAAGAUCAGAUUAACCAUAAUAUAUGAGUCUUGUUGGAGUUAAUGGUAAUUAUUAUUAUUAAUAUUAAAUUUAGAUAAUAGUUCAACAUUCAGAUAAAUUAAUAUGAUAUAAACACCUACAUCUUAGGCUAAAUUAUUUGUUUAUUAUCCAAAUUAAGAUAAUAGUGUUGUUGAUACAAUUAUGAAAGAAGAAUAUUAAAAAUAUGAAGCUUCUAAUGAUGAAACAACAUCAUUUAGAAAUAGUAAUCUAUUAAAAACAAUAGUUUAAUCAAUGUAAAAUUUUGAAUACCAUUAUGCAUUUGAUGAACUUAUAGAUGAUUAGUAUGUUUUAUUUGAAAAACUACUAAAUCAUUAUUCUCUUACUUAAACAGCCUUAUUUUAUAAUUCAGAUGAAGAUAAUAGUUCAAAUAAUUGUUUGAUUAUUCUAAUUGAUCUAAUCCAAAGAAUUAAUAAAAAACCUAUGAAUGAAAAAUUAACUAAAAUUUAUUUAACAUAUUUACCUAGAAUUUGUAGGAAUUUAACUAAUCUACAUAAAAUGUAGAAUGAAAAUAUUUAAAAGUAAGAAUUCUUUUCUAAAUAAAAAAAUUAUUUAGGAAGUGUAAGAAUAUUUAGUACAAAAAUUAUUGAUUUAAUUUUAAGAAACUUUAAAUAAAGAAAUCAUAGAAUCUAUUUAAAGCUAAAUGAUACAUCAUCAUUUAAUUUAAAUGAAUAAUUUCAUCAAUUACCUAAUCCUUUUUAUUAAUAAAUUUUUUAUUCUAUUAUGAAAUAGCUAUGUUUAUAUGCUUAAGAAAAAUAAGUUUAAGCUAUUUUAUUUAAAGCUAAUCUAUUAGAAGGAAUUAGUUAAGCAUUCCAUAAAAAUGUUGUAAAUAAAGUAAUAGUAAAGUAAGGAAAUGUGGAAGUAUAUUUAAUCUAUUUAGCUUUGCUUAGUUAAUUAAUUAUUUUUGUUUAUGAACUAAGAGAGGAUUUACAAACCUAUAGAACUUCUUUAUAAAGAUUGUAAUGUUUUUAAAAUUUAAAAGAAGUAUUAGAAAUGUUUAAAAAUAAUAAAUUGAUUUAAUAACAAGCUUUAGAUAUCUAAAAUUAACUUUAAAAGAAAAAAUGA